AUGCUGCGGCAGCUGCAGCAGCAGCUGCACUCUCAGCAGCUGCAGCGGCUGCUGAGCCCUUUGUUCCUGCUGCUGUUGCUGCUGCUGCUGCUGCUGCAGCAGCAGCAUCCAGCAGCAACAGCACAGCACGUGGGGGCUGAAGCCUGGCUGCUGCAGACAGCUGGACCAGUGGAGCAGCUGCUGCUGGGUCCCCCACCAGCAGCAGCAGCAGGAUCCCCAGCAGCAGCAGCAGCAGCAGCAACAGACUUAACUAGUGUUACUAUUGCACCAACAGGAACAGUUUCAGGUGUACAUGCAGCUACAGGAGAGCUCAAGUGGCGGCUUGUGCUGAGUGAGGGCUGGGAUUUGCUGCAGCAGCAGCAAAUAGGGCCUUUGCUGCUGCUGCUAGCGAAUGUAAAUCACCCUUUGUCUGCAGCAGCAGCACCACCACCAGAAGCAACAGAAGCAGCAGCAACAGCAGCAGCAGCAGCAGCAAAAAGGGGAACUCUGCAUGCAAUUGACCUCAGAGACGGUGUGCUGCUGUGGAAGGCGGGCGUAGACAUCAGCAGCUUUGCUGCUGCUGCUUCGGGACCCACACCAGAUGCAGCAGCAGCAGCAGCAGCAGCAGCAGCAGAAGCAGUGUUUGUUGCUGGGGUUACACCUCGGGGCCUGGAGACGAGGGACGCCUUGUCAGGGCGUGUCUUGUGGACGCAGCCCCUCAGCAGCAGCAGCAGCAGCAGCAGCAGCAGCAGCAACGGCAACAGCAGCAACAGCAGCAGCAGCACAACCCUUGGUCUUGUGUCUGUACAGCUGGAUAGCGAAGGGGAGCAGCAGCAGCAGGCUGCUUUCUGUUUGUUGCAGCAGCAAACGCAAGGCGGCAAACUCAGCAGCAGCUGCUACCACGCAUGGAACGGGCAGCAGCAGCAGCAGCAGCAGCAGCAGCAGCAACAGAAGCAGCAGCAGCAGCAAGCAGCACUCGGCCCUUCCGAAUCUGUUUCCAUUAUACCCCUUGAAGGAAAUUGUUUCGCCCUGAAGAAUGAAUCCGGUUUGUCCGGUGAAGACUGGACAGUGACUCCUUUACACUCUCUCGAGCGAGAGAAACCAUAUCAGGAGGAGCUGCCUACAGCAGCAGCAGCAGCAGCAGCAUGGAGAGCUGCUGGGGUGUCUCCUCAGGGCCCUAGUGUAGCUGCGGCGUUGGCGUUUGUUGCUGCAGCAGAACAGCAGCAACAGCAGCAGCAGCAGCAGCAGCAGCCGCAGCUGCUGCUGCUGCUGUCGGAUUUCUCGCUGCUGCUGCUGCAGAAGGGUUUAGGCGUCUCGUGGCUGCGAGAAGAGGAAGAAGAGAGUGAUGCUGCAGCAGCAGCAGCAGCAGCAUCGCGGGGCCUCAUGCACGCUGCAGCAGCAGCAGCAGCAACAGCAGCAGAAACAACUGUAGCAACAGCAGUUUCGAUUGCUACUGCUGUCGGCGGCGCUGCUGCAGAUGUUGCUGCUGCUCUCGUAUCCAAGGGUUUAGGGUUUGCUGCUUCACUGCUUGGGCGUCAGGAAACCCCCCCUGAAGUUGCAGCUGCAAGUCGCGCGAGCUUGUCUCCUCUCUUCAACUUUAGGCUGUCUGCUGCAUCUAAGUUAGCAGCUCUUGGGCUGCAGCAGCAGCAACAGCAGCAGCAGCAGCAGCAAGGAGCGGAGGAGCAGCAGCAGCAGCUUCAGCUCGCAGCAGAGAUGCAUUUGAAGAACAAAGCGCAGCCAUUCGGCUGGAGGCAUAUUACCGUUGCUGCGAACUGCAACAAUAAGGUGUAUGGGCUGCACGCAGCCACGGGUUUGCUGCUGUGGCAGCUGCAACUUCCAAGCAGCAGCAGCAGCAGCAGCAGCAAGAGCAGCAGCAGCAGCAGCACGACUUGCUGCUGUUUAAAUCAGCUGCAGACAAGCAGCAGCCAUCUAGCUGCUCGCGCAGCAGCAAACGGCAAGGCUAACUGGGGCCCCUCCGGCGACAGCUGCAGCAGAGACGCAGCUCAGCAGCAGCAGCAGCAGCAGCAGCAGCAGGGGGCAUGCGAUUGGCAGCUGAUAUCUCUUGAGCUUGUGGGGCCGCACAAGGCGACGGUCUUUGCUGCUCUCGUCAACCCAAAGACACAGGAGACAGAGCUGCUGUGGAUUGAUCUCGGCAGAGGGGAAGUGCAGCAGCAGCAGCGGGUGCCGUUUGCUGCUGCUGCAGUUCUCCCGCUGCAGCAGCUGGAGCUACAAGAUGCAGCAGCAACAGCAGCAGCUGCUGCUGGAGCAAAAGAACAAACACCAGAUUUGCUGCUGCAGCGGCUGCAGCACAGCAGCAGCGCCGUCGUGCUGCUGGGGAAACAGAAGCCGCAGCAGCAGCAGCAGCAGCAGCAGCUCCUGCUGUAUCUCGCAGAGCCGCAGCACCAGAUCGCGCCUUCUGCUGCAGUGACGGACGAGAUUCCCCUCCCGCUGGCCCAUCUGCUUUCUUCGCGACUUUCUUUUUAUAUCACUGAUGACUGCAGCGGCUUAAUUGAGGGUUUUUCUGUUGUACCUUUCGAGACGUUGAAGGGGGGAUCUGUGAAGAUGAGGGCAGCGCCGACUUGGGCUCUUGACUUCGCAGCUCAGAAGCAAAUUAUUCUUACAACGGCUAACGCCAUGCACCGCUCUCUUCGCCAGGUGCCUGUCUUUGUGCAUGCGGAUGUCUCUGUGGGGUAUAAACACAUCGACCCAAACCUUGUUGCUGUUGUUACUGCUGACGAGGGUUUAGGAGGCGCUUUAAUGCUGCACCUGCUUAAUUCAGUCUCUGGGGAAAUCGCACAUCAGCAGGUUCUUCCUUCAGGGGCCUCGAAGCCCCUCCUUGUUGCUGUGUGCGAGGACUCGGUGUAUGUACACUUCUGGAAUAUCUUCGCUGCGCGGUUUGAGUUGUUGGUUGUUACUCUGACUGAAGACAGGCCGGACCCAGGUCCUUUGGGGUUAAUAUUCCCCUCUGCUCGCCGCAGCCCUCACAAAUCAGGGUUUGGGUUAGGGCGGCCUUUAGGAGACAGUAGAAGUUAUAUAUCUGCUUGGAGUGUAUCUGCAGCUGUACUUACAGCAACAGCGCAGGGCAUCACCCCGAGGGCUUUGGUUCUUGCAAGCAGCAGCACGCAGCAGAUUCACCUGCUGUCUACCCGCUUAGCGAACGCGAAGCGUCCGCUGCCUCCUGCAGCAGCAGCAGCAGCAGCAGCAGCAGCAGGAGCCGCAGCGCCUGAGGCUGCUGCUGCAACAGCUGCAGCAGCAGCCCCUGAUAAUAUCCCCAUGUACACCCCUUUGCUUCCUCUAAACCCAGUAGACUGUCUCUACUACGGAAGGAAGGUGUCUCAAGUGCGGGGUCUCCUUGCGCAUCCAUCGGAGAGGGAGUCGACUUCUUUGGUGUUUGCAUUUGGUUUAGAUCUUCUUUAUUCUCCUGUUCAGCCUGCAAGUGUUAGCUAG
This is a messenger RNA of Eimeria acervulina, 3426 nucleotides long. RefSeq lists its product as hypothetical. The record is from RefSeq and is a predicted model, not a curated record. Lineage: Eukaryota; Apicomplexa; Conoidasida; Eucoccidiorida; Eimeriidae. Bases 1 to 3426 code for a protein of 1141 amino acids. Gene Ontology annotation, biological process: protein folding in endoplasmic reticulum. The transcript is spliced from 16 exons. Gene Ontology annotation, cellular component: EMC complex. Gene Ontology annotation, molecular function: protein binding.